AUGGACGACCUCAAUGGGAGGUAGAAGGGAAAAUAAUGAGGGAAAAGUGUCAAGGGGCAAACAUCAUACUUGAAAUCCCUCCAUACCAUAACAAAGCCAUUACAGCUGCAGUUCAGGUGCAGUUUUAUCUCUGCAAUGGCAAGAGGAAAAAAAGCCAGUCUCAACGUUUUACUUACACACCAGUUAUAAUGAAGCAAGAGCACAGGGAUGAGGUGGAUUUGUCUGCCAUUCCAUCUUUGGCCCUGCCUCACACAAGCAAUGUUCAGGGCCUGCAUUCUAUCCGAACUCAAUUGCCUUCACCAGAGCAAGGGCAUCCUCAUGACAAUUUACUGUCUACGCCACCCAGGAGCCUCAUGUGUCCUGUUCAACCACCAUACACAGCCAUGGUGACCUCAGCAGUAUCCCACCUGCCACAUAUGCAAGGCAGAAACCUUAGUCCAAGUGAAGAAUGUCAUGUUUUGGCUCCUGCUGUGGUUCAGUCUUUUCAGGUAACAUCAGCUCCUCCAGUGAGGCCUUCUUACCAGCCUAUGCAGUCUAAUGAUGUAUACAAUGGACAGUCUGGUCUUCCUAUGAACUCUGCCUCCAGCCAAGGAUUCGAUGCUAUUUCAUUUCAGCAAGACACAGCUGUACCUCAUUUGAUAAAUCUUAGCUGCCAAGCCCUACCACCGAUGCAGUUUCAUUCUUCAGGCCCAGGUUCUGUGUCAACAGCGAGUACAGCAGGACACCCACUAGCACACCCAGCUCAUUCAGGACAGUCAUCUUCUCACCUGCCAUCGAUGGGAUACCACUGUCCAAGCGCUGGCCAGGGCUCCAUCCCAUCUGCAAUGAGUCGUUCCCUUGGGCAGUCUUCUCCCCAGCUGCAGCAAGUCCCAUAUCAUUCUACAAAUCCAGCAUCCGCUUCAUCCCCAUCCCCAACAGCUUCCCACCCUUUGGUCCACUCACCGCUAUCUGGACCUUCUUCACCCCAGCUCCAGCCUAUGCCUUACCAGUCUCCUAGCUCAGGACCUGCCUCAUCUCCCCCACCAGCUGCUGUAAGUCACUCAGGACAGCACUCCCCUCAAGCACACAGUCCGGCGCUGGGUGGUCUGAAUGCAGCAUCGUCCCUUGUGCACCACCCCACAUGCGAUUCAUCUCCAUUCUCGCCAGAUGGGGCAGCUAUUAACAUUAAACCAGAACCUGAAGAUCGAGAAUUGAAUUUUCAAACAAUAGGACUCCAAGACAUCACACUAGAUGAUGACAGUUUUAUCUCUGACCUGGAAUACCAGCCAUCAGGUUCAACAGAGAAAUGGACUCAACAUUCAGCCUCAUGUCCAACUCCUAUGUGGAAAAUCUAGAGGUGAAUGAGAUCAUAGGAAGAGAUAUGUCACAGAUCUCAGUGUCACAUGGAACAACAGCAGCCAGCCAGUCUGCACGUACAUGUCCUGGAUCUCUGGAGGCAAGAAUAUCUGACGGAAUCCAGUAACGGAUAAGCUUGCAACUAAACGUCCCUGAAAACUUUACAGUUUCUCUGAAUAUUUCUUCAUCCUCUUCCUCUUUAGACUUACUGUGCUUCCAACUCUGUGGCCUUUAUGAACUGGAACAGUGGAUCCUUGCAAAGCCCUUUUAGUGGGUUACAUUUUUGAUGUAGAGACAGAGCAUUUUAAUUAUAGUUCCUCAAAUGCUGUAAAGAGACUUCUUAAAAUGGACACACAGAAUCUACACCAGAUAUUUUAACUGUUUUAAAGUUAUAAACAAGCUUUGCUUUUUGCAUUUAAAUAGAAUACUUUCAUAUUGUAAGUGCUUCAGGUGUGUGGA
Molecule: messenger RNA, 1794 nt
Organism: Nestor notabilis (Kea)
Lineage: Eukaryota; Metazoa; Chordata; Aves; Psittaciformes; Psittacidae
Product: nuclear factor of activated T-cells, cytoplasmic 3-like
Biological process (GO): regulation of transcription by RNA polymerase II; cytokine production; calcineurin-NFAT signaling cascade
Cellular component (GO): transcription regulator complex
Molecular function (GO): transcription factor binding; DNA-binding transcription factor activity, RNA polymerase II-specific; RNA polymerase II cis-regulatory region sequence-specific DNA binding
Source: RefSeq, a predicted model, not a curated record